UUAUGAAGUGUAAAAACCAUGCUGACGGUUGUCCCUGGUAUAUGAGGGCAAUUAAGCCGAAGAAGGGAGCUAACUGGGUGGUCCGUAAAUGGGGUCAAGGUCACACAUGCCUAAAUCAAGGCCUAGCACAGGAUCAUAGACAGUUGGAUUCAAAUGUCAUUUGUGCGGCUAUAAUGAAUAUGUUAAAGGAAGAUCCAUCCACAAGACCAGCUCUGAUACAGGAGAGGAUACAGGGAACAUAUGGAUACAACAUAACGUACAGGAAGGCCUGGAAGGCAAAAAUGAAGGCCAUCGUUAAGUUGUUUGGUGACUGGGAGAAAUCGUACGCAUUCUUGCCAAAUUGGCUGAAGUAUAUGACGGAGGUGAAUGUGGGUUCUGUGUUCAAACUUGAUACAAAUCAAUGUUUUGAUGAACGUCGGGUUUAUACAGACAGGGCCGUAUUUCAAAGGGUUUUUUGGACAUUUCACCAAUGCAUUGAAGCAUUCAAACACUGCAAGCCUAUAAUUCAAAUUGACGGCACUCAUCUGUAUGGGAAGUACAGAGGUAUUCUAUUGAUUGCAACAUCUCAGGAUGGAGAUGGAUUUCUGCUCCCUAUUGCCUUUGCUGUUGUUCCUCCAGGUGAGUAA
Molecule: messenger RNA, 626 nt
Organism: Gastrolobium bilobum
Lineage: Eukaryota; Viridiplantae; Streptophyta; Magnoliopsida; Fabales; Fabaceae
Exons: 2
Coding region: 3-626 (207 amino acids)
Source: RefSeq, a predicted model, not a curated record